AUGGUGGAGGCGGCGCCCCCCGGGCCCGGGCCGCUGCGGAGGACCUUCCUGGUGCCCGAGAUCAAGUCGCUGGACCAGUACGAUUUCUCGCGGGCCAAGGCGGCGGCGAGCCUGGCGUGGGUGCUGCGGGCCGCGUUCGGGGGCGCAGAGCACGUGCCCCCGGAGCUGUGGGAGCCCUUCUACACUGACCAGUACGCGCAGGAGCACGUGAAGCCCCCCGUGACGCGGCUGCUGCUCUCGGCCGAGCUCUACUGCCGGGCCUGGAGGCAGGCGCUGCCGCAGCUCGAGACGCCCCCCAGCCCCUCGGCGCUGCUGGCCCUGCUGGCACGAAGGGGCACGGUGCCCGCGCUGCCAGAGCGCCCCGUGCGGGAGGCGGACCUGAGGCACCAGCCCAUUCUUAUGGGCGCCCACUUGGCCGUCAUCGAUGCCCUCAUGGUGGCCUUUGCCUUUGAGUGGACAAAGACGCUGCCGGGGCCCUUGGCCGUGACCAGCUUGGAGCACAAGCUGCUUUUCUGGGUGGACACGACCGUGCGGCGGCUGCAGGAGAAGACGGAGCAGGAGGCGGCACAGCGGGCAUCGCCCGCAGCCCCCGCUGACGGCGCGGCCCCGGCGCAGCCCUCGUGCCCCACGCGCUGGUACUGGAAGCUGGUUCCUCACGCAAUUGCCUUCUGUUUGAAGGAGUCGGGGAACAAACCCCCCAUGAUCCGGUACCGCAAGGACCGUGCCAUGGCCCGCCGCGCCCCCUGCUUCCCCACCGUCACCAGCCUCCAGGACCUUGCCAGCGGGGCUGCGCUGGCCGCCACGAUCCACUGCUACUGUCCCCAGCUGUUACGACUUGAGGAGGUGUGCCUCAAGGACCCCAUGUCGGUGGCCGACAGCCUGUACAACCUCCAGCUGGUGCAAGACUUCUGUGCCUCCCGCCUCCCUCGGGGCUGCCCCCUGGCCCUCGAAGACCUGCUGUACGUACCUCCGCCUCUCAAGGUCAACCUGGUGGUGCUGCUGGCCGAGAUGUUCAUGUGCUUCGAGGUGCUCAAGCCUGACUUCGUACAGGCCAAGGACCUGCCCGACGGCCACGCUGCCUCCCCCCGGGGCACCGAGGCCUCCCCCCCUCAGAACACCAGUGGUGGCAGUUCUCCCGUCUUCAACUUCCGCCACCCGCUCCUGUCACCCGGUGGCCCCCAGUCUCCACUCCGAGGAUCCACAGGCUCCCUGAAGUCCUCCCCGUCCAUGUCCCACAUGGAGGCCCUCGGCAAAGCCUGGAACCGCCAGCUCAGCCGUCCCCUCUCCCAGGCCGUGUCAUUCAGCACCCCCUUUGGCCUGGACAGCGACGUGGAUGUCGUCAUGGGAGACCCCGUCCUACUGCGCUCCGUCAGCUCAGACAGUCUGGGGCCCCCUCGUCCGGCGCCGGCCCGGACCCCCGGCCAGUCGACCCCAGAGCCCGGCGACCUGCCCACCAUCGAGGAAGCCCUGCAGAUCAUCCACAGUGCCGAGCCCCGGCUGCUCCCGGAUGGGGCUGCUGACGGCAGCUUCUACCUGCACUCGCCCGAGGGUCCAGCCAAGCCCCCGCUGUCCUCCUCGUACCCGCCCGACGGGCCCAGCAAACCUCCCAUCUACGUGCCCCACCCCGAGACGCCCUCGAAACCACCCCCCUGCCUGGCAGGGGAGCUCUCGAAACCGCCAGCCCCAUCCGAGGGGUCGCCGAAGGCAGCAGCCUCGUCCCCGGCGGCCACCAACUCCGAAGUGAAGAUGACCAGCUUUGCCGAACGCAAGAAACAGCUGGUGAAGGCCGAGGCGGAGGCCGGAGCGGGGUCCCCCACACCCGCUCCCGCCGCGCCCGAGGCCCUGAGCUCCGAGAUGAGCGAGCUGGGAGCCCGGCUGGAGGAGAAGCGCAGGGCCAUUGAGGCCCAGAAGCGCCGGAUCGAGGCCAUCUUCGCCAAGCACCGCCAGCGACUCGGGAAAAGCGCCUUCUUGCAGGUGCAGCCCCGGGAGGCUGCAGGGGAGGCGGAGGCGGAGGCGGAGGCGGAGCCGAGCUCGGCCCCUGGCGGCGAGCGGCCAGCAGGCGAGGGCCAGGGUGAGCCGUCCUCGCGGCCCAAGUCAGUGACCUUCUCGCCGGAGCUGGGCCCGGUGCCCCCCGAGGGGCUGGGGGACUACAACCGAGCGGUGAGCAAGCUGAGCGCCGCUCUGAGCUCGCUGCAGCGGGACAUGCAGAGGCUCACGGACCAGCAGCAGCGGCUCCUGGCCCCGCCCGAGGCCCCCGUGCCUGCCCCGGCACCUGCUGCCUGGGUCAUCCCUGGCCCCACCACUGGGCCCAAAGCUGCAUCCCCCAGCCCUGCCCGGCGAGCCCCGGCUGCCCGGCGCAGCCCCGGGCCAGGCCCCAGCCCAGCGCCCCGCAGCCCGAAGCACACCCGGCCGGCUGAGCUGCGGCUCGCGCCCCUGACCAGGGUGCUCACGCCGCCGCACGACGUCGACAGCCUCCCCCACCUGCGCAAGUUCUCACCGAGCCAGGUGCCCGUGCAGACGCGCUCCUCCAUCCUCCUGGCCGAGGGGUCGCCUCCCGAGGGGCCUGCGGCCCGGCCUGGCCUCAUCGAGAUCCCCCUGGGCAGCCUGGGAGAACCCGCCGCCGAGGAGGAGGGGGACGGGAGCCCCCCCGGAGCUGAGGACUCCUUGGAAGAAGAGGCGUCCUCCGAGGGCGAGCCCCGGGCAGGGCUCGGAUUUUUCUAUAAGGAUGAAGACAAGCCCGAGGACGAGAUGGCCCAGAAGCGGGCCAGCCUGCUGGAGCGGCAGCAGCGGCGGGCCGAGGAGGCCAAGCGGCGCAAGCAGUGGCAGGAGGCCGAGAAGGAGCAGCGGAGGGAGGAGGCUGCCAGGCUGGCCCAGGAGGAGUCUCCUAGCCCGGCCCCCGCUGCCCCCGCACCUGCUGCGGCCCCAGCAGUAGCAGCAACCCCGGCCCCCGCCCCCCGGGCUCCUGCCGAAGAGGAGGUGGGUCCCCGGCGGGGGGACUUCACACGGCUGGAGUACGAACGCCGGGCCCAGCUGAAGCUGAUGGACGACCUCGACAAGGUGCUGCGGCCCCGGGCCGCGGGGAGCGGGGGGCCGGGCCGGGGCGGGCGGAGGGCCCCCCGGCCACGCUCCGGUUGCUGUGAUGACUCGGCUUUGGCGAGAAGCCCAGCCCGCGGCCUGCUGGGUUCGCGGCUCAGCAAAGUCUACUCCCAGUCCACCCUGUCCCUGUCCACUGUGGCCAACGAGGCCUCCAACAACCUCGGUGUGAAGAGGCCAUCUCGGGCCCCGUCGCCGUCCGGCCUCAUGUCCCCCAGCCGUCUGCCCGGCAGCCGGGAUCGGGACUGGGAGAAUGGCAGCAACGCAUCCUCGCCCGCCUCGGUGCCCGAGUACACAGGUCCUCGGCUGUACAAGGAGCCCAGCGCCAAGUCCAACAAGUUUAUCAUCCACAACGCCCUGUCGCACUGCUGCCUGGCGGGGAAGGUGAACGAGCCGCAGAAAAACCGCAUUCUCGAGGAAAUUGAAAAGAGCAAAGCCAACCACUUCCUCAUCCUCUUCCGCGACUCGAGCUGCCAGUUCCGAGCCCUGUACACGCUGUCCGGGGAGACGGAGGAGCUGUCGCGGCUGGCGGGCUACGGCCCCCGCACCGUCACGCCCGCCAUGGUCGAGGGCAUCUACAAGUACAACUCAGACCGCAAGCGCUUCACCCAGAUCCCCGCCAAGACCAUGUCCAUGAGCGUGGACGCCUUCACCAUCCAGGGCCACCUGUGGCAGAGCAAGAAGCCCACCACGCCCAAGAAGGGCGGUGGCACGCCCAAGUAGCCCCGCCUCCCGGAGGACAGCCCGGCUGUUCCUGGGUCCUGUCUGGCCCCGGCCUUGUCCGGGUGGGGCUGGAGCCCCCACCCCUUACUGAGUCUGGUCCUGCUGUGGGGGCUGAGCUGGGAGGUUCAGGGACUCAGGGCUCAGCUCGGUCCCCUUGUCUGUCCCCGCCCCCUUCUUGAAUAAAAUAAUUUA
Molecule: messenger RNA, 4008 nt
Organism: Lepus europaeus (European hare)
Lineage: Eukaryota; Metazoa; Chordata; Mammalia; Lagomorpha; Leporidae
Gene: CAMSAP3
Product: calmodulin regulated spectrin associated protein family member 3
Exons: 19
Coding region: 1-3816 (1271 amino acids)
Biological process (GO): cytoplasmic microtubule organization; negative regulation of microtubule depolymerization; neuron projection development
Cellular component (GO): microtubule minus-end
Molecular function (GO): spectrin binding; calmodulin binding; microtubule minus-end binding
Source: RefSeq, a predicted model, not a curated record